Messenger RNA from Capsicum annuum, 1707 nucleotides. Its product is annotated as ABC transporter G family member 11-like. Lineage: Eukaryota; Viridiplantae; Streptophyta; Magnoliopsida; Solanales; Solanaceae. The transcript is spliced from 2 exons. Gene Ontology annotation, molecular function: ATP hydrolysis activity; ATP binding. The record is from RefSeq and is a predicted model, not a curated record. The annotation marks the transcript as partial.
UUUACAUUUUUUUUUUCAGUUCGAGGUUGCUUUUAGAUCAUGUAGAUCAAGUUGAUUACUGGUUGAAGUUUCUUAUACAGUAGAAAUUGUAUUCAUUUAUCUUUUAAGUAGGGGGAUUCAUUGCCAGUUUGCUUUGUUAUUUCACUUUACUAUCUAUGGCAAAAGUCCCAAGUAGGAGCAUGAUAAACAACUCAAUCCGGGGCAAAUUUGAUCUAUACUAUUAUUACUUAACUUAAAACAAAUACCCAUUUAAAAUAAUUCAUAAUAAAUUAAACCUUAUAUGACUCAACAAGAAAAAGUUGAAAAAUCUGAAAAUAGGAUUGAAGGAAUCUGGCUUGAACUUCAAGGGACGAUAUGCCCCAAAGUUUGAGGAAGUACGAAAAAUAUAGUAGUAGCAUCGGUUUCCCACUUUUCAAUCAUGUCUUUUAAAAAUAAUUAUUGUUAGGAAAUACUUCGAAUUUGAUAUCUUCAAUUUCAUCACAAUAUCUUGUGGAGUAAAGUGCACCCGCAAUUCGAGGUCCAGGAAAAUAUCGGACUAUAUUGAGUCAGUUGUAAAAUCUAAUGAAUAAAAAAUAUUACUGACAUGAUAUGCCUGUUGACUACUUUAAUCCCAACUUUCUUAUCUAAUUGUCCUAAUAGCAUUUGAAACCCAGGGAGACCUUUGGUUUGGAGAAAUUGGUAAUGUAUUAAAAUUUUUAAUGCAGAUCAUUUCUUGUAUCUCCAUUGCAAUUAUAAUAUGAUUUAUUUAGGUGUACUUGAAAAAAAAAAAUCUAGUUGACAAAUGAUUUAUUUAUCAUUCCCAGCUUUUCCAUGCUUCCUUUCUCUAAGAUUUUCUCGAGCGAACACUUAAAAAUUGAAUAGAAAGUGAUUAAAAAUGCCCUUAAACUAUGUGACCCUCUUGGUCAUCAGUUAAUAAUUUGGAAAAUGCCUCUACCGUUAAUAGUUUGGUCCAAAAAUGACCUCUUAUUACGGUGUAUUAUUUGGUACUAUAGUAUCUUUUUCAAUUGUUUCUUUAUUACUACAUUGUAGAGCUGAUCUCUUAGCUGUUCUUUUUUCAUAUAUACUUCAUACACACAUCAGAAGUAUUAAAAGAAGAAGACGCAAUCAAUUCAAGGAGAGGUAUACAACAGACUAAACAACCAAAGGGAGAAUUAAAUUAUAUAUUAGAUGAGGAACUCAUCAUUUUCCUCUUUAAUUUACGCUGUUGGAUUGACGAUGAAAUGAUGGAGAUUGAAGAAGCAAACGAACCACAGGGCUGCAAUGGUAUGGUAUAUGCUCAUCUGGCUUGGAAGGAUGUUAAUGUAAUGGUCACACUGAAUAAUGGAGAUACAAGAAAUGUAUUAGAAGGACUUACUGGUUAUGCAGAGCCUGGAACUUUUACUGCCUUAAUGGGCCCUUCUGGCUCUGGUAAAUCUACGCUUCUUGACGCCCUCUCUGGACGUCUUGCUUCUAAUGCUAUUCUCUCUGGAAAAGUUCUACUCAACGGUCGUAAAGCUAAGCUCUCAUUUGCAACUGCAGCAAAUGUAACACAAGAUGAUAAGUUGAUUGGAACGCUAACGGUUCGGGAGAUGAUUUACUAUUCGGCUCAAUUGCGUCUCCCUGAUAGGAUGCCAUUAUCGGAGAAACGAACUCUGGUUGAGAGCAGAGCACAAUUAUUGAAAUGGGUUUACAAGAUUGUGCUGAUACGUUUAUUGGGAAUUGGCACUU